AUGGGGUCCCUUCCAGACCAGGUCGACAGUAAUAUCUGCGCUCUUAUAUUCCCCUUUGGACCCCGAGAUCCGCCGCAAAAUGUGCCCUCCAUAAUGUCGGCCCCUGGAGACUUUGGUCCGUCUCCUCCUGGCGUUGAUCUCUCUGAGAAUCAGAAAUCUCAGAUGCUGGGGGCAGUCAUAGCACUAAUGGUUGUCGGCCCCUUGGCGGUGUUGCUACGGGUGUAUACGCGGCUCAAAACAUCGCAGGCCCAAUUUGGGCUAGAUGAUUGUUUUAUUUCUGCUGCGUUGUUCUCUGCGUAUGGGUCUGGUAUUUGUGUCAUUAUCAGCACUCGAUACAAAAACGGAUGGCACCAACAAGCCCUCACGCACGAUGACUUUACUGUCGUCUGGAAACUCCUGUUCGCGCAAGUCAUAAUCUACGCAAGCACCGUGACAUGCACCAAGACCUCGAUCGUCCUGUUUUACCGCCGCAUCUUCAACCUCCGUUAUUCGCUAUACGCUGCCAUGUUCUUUAUACUGGGUUAUUUCGUCGCUGUCGUAAUCACCAUUGCAGCUGCUUGUCGCCCUUUUCCCUUUUGCUGGGAGCACUAUAUCAACCCCCAAGCCAGCGGCACUUGUAUCGACGUCUCGGAAUUCCUCUUCGCCAGCGGAAUUGCCUCUGUCCUGAUCGACGCGUUGAUCCUGUGUGUGCCAGCUCCAAUUAUCUGGAAAUUGCAAAUGCCCAAGAGCCAGAGACUGGCGGUGACUGGUAUCCUGCUGCUUGGCAGUUUUGUCUGCGUUGCUGGCAUCGUCCGCGUGGUAAUGCUAGCCAGGAACCUCCAUUCCAGCGAUCCCUCCUGGACCAUAGCCCCAGUCUUCGUCUGGUCCUGCGUCGAGCCCUUCAUCGGGAUUGUAUGUGCAUGCCUGCCAACUGUUUCACCCCUCUUCCGUCGGUGGUGGGAGGCUCUCGCACCUCGAAAGUAUAGACCGCACACAGAAGAAUAUGGGCCCGGAGGUGGCAUAUCUGGGAUGCGGUAUCUAGAGCGAGGCAUGUCUCGACGAGAGAGAAGAGGUAUACUCCAUGGCGACGAGGUCGGGCUGACAACUUUCCCCACCUGGCCAGUCCGUCUGUUGCAUAUUCAAGAAAGCAGGGAGAGCAUGGCAGAUCUCAAUGCAAGGAUCCGCGUCGAAGAGGAGGUGACUGUGUCAUGGACUUGA
Messenger RNA from Penicillium alfredii, 1197 nucleotides. RefSeq lists its product as uncharacterized. Lineage: Eukaryota; Fungi; Ascomycota; Eurotiomycetes; Eurotiales; Aspergillaceae. The transcript has 4 exons. The record is from RefSeq and is a predicted model, not a curated record. The coding region runs from base 1 to 1197 and encodes 398 amino acids.